Messenger RNA from Suillus paluster, 747 nucleotides. Its product is annotated as mitochondrial distribution/morphology family 35/apoptosis. Bases 155 to 460 code for a protein of 101 amino acids. The transcript has 3 exons. NCBI's taxonomy places the organism in Eukaryota, Fungi, Basidiomycota, Agaricomycetes, Boletales, Suillaceae. The record is from RefSeq and is a predicted model, not a curated record.
UUGGCGGGACUAAAUCGACAUCGGUGGUUGGCUAUGUUUCCUUGUGACUCAGUCUAACCGCAGCGACACGUCAUUAGAGCUCGUCAUUAGUCCCUACCGGCGGUUGUUUAUACUCUCCCUUUGCCUCCUCACCUGCGUUGGUAGCAAUUAUUCAAUGGCCCAUUCGUUGUCUCCAGAAUGUACGCCAUUAAAGAACGAGUACGACGUUUGCUUCAAUACUUGGUUUGAGGGCUACCUCGAACCAGCUAUUGCGAUCGGCAACACCAAGGGACACCCACAAGCUCAAAGAACUGAAUACUCAAAGCAAAAGAAGGAAGAGUACGACCGGAAAUGUGGGAGCAUCUGGGCGAGGUACAAAGAUUGCGUUCAGAAAGCUGUUACAGAGAAAGGUCUGGGCGAGCUGCUUGGCCAAGCACGACAAGAGAACCCGCUUCGCGAACCCUCGCAGGCGAAAGAAUGAACGGAUAUGCAGGGAAUGUACUGGUAGUCAUACAUAUCGUCCAGUUAUUCAUCUAGGCUCUCUAUGGACUUCAACACCGAAUCAACAAAACGACAUAAGAGUGAAAGAUUGCGUCGUAUAGAGCAAAUGCAGGCCGCCCCUCGGACGAUGGAAAGAACGGACAGCAUGCAGUCGCAAAAUAUCAAUAUCCAGUGGUAUUGAACACAAGACAGAAAUAAAAUUUCGUUACACUUUCAUUACACCAUUAAAUAAAGACUCCUAUCAGAACCGUUCUGAUCUGCAGUCGU